This is a messenger RNA of Fusarium redolens, 1017 nucleotides long. RefSeq lists its product as uncharacterized. The record is from RefSeq and is a predicted model, not a curated record. NCBI's taxonomy places the organism in Eukaryota, Fungi, Ascomycota, Sordariomycetes, Hypocreales, Nectriaceae. The coding region runs from base 1 to 1017 and encodes 338 amino acids. The transcript has a single exon.
AUGGUCCAUUUGACCAACAUAGCGCUGUUGCUUUUAUCGGCAUUGGGAUCUGUCAACACCAUCCCAGUUGAGGAACCAGCGGUUCAGCGUCCCGCUAGACGUCCUGUCGCAGGCAAACUCGUUUCGCAAGGCUGUUAUCGCAACAUCUCAAACACCGUUGACCCAGUCUUCGAAGUGAAAGCCUAUGACUCGACCAACUCCUGGACCGCUUGCGGUCAACACUGCAGAGAUGAAGGAAAACCUCUUGGCCUCAUUCGCGGAGUACAGUGCUACUGCUCAUACACCCGGCCCGCUGAGCGAUAUUUCAUCGGCGACAUGUACUGCCAUGAUGCGUGCCCCGGUGGCAACCCAGACAAGCGCAUUGCCUGUGGUAGUACGGCUUACCAGAGCUUUAGCAUUAUCCACACUGGCCUUGAGCUGUAUCCCGAUGAAGACGGGGACCCCUACGAUCCACUACCAGAGACUCAAGGCUGCGCUAUGAAGUUACCCGCCGACGCAGUCUUUACAAAGUAUGGAAGCGGUAGUGGCAUUCAAAGCUGUCGCAAAUACUGCAGAAAUCUCAAAAAGAAAACAUUGAUGAUAUACAACAAGCAGUGUUUUUGCACCGACUCAACUCCGUCGCAAAGGACACUUGAUCGUGUUCCGGGGGAGAUGUGUUCACAACGAUGUGGCAAUAAGCCUUGUGGUGGAUAUCUUUAUACUCUUGGCUCGGCACUAUUCAGCGUCUACGAUACAACCAAGUCUGGGAUGCCUGGUUCCAAGUCUGCACCUAACUCUACAACCUUGGCGGAGGCUGCGGUGCCUACGGAUACCAAGCCAGCCAAUUCCGCUGCAAAGGCUAAUGGGCGUUCAAUCGGAGAGAUCUUAGAGGCUAUCGAGACCGAGUUUCAGCUCCAGAUACUAAUUCUUGAGGGGGGAGUAUGGGAACUGUUUGCUUGGUUGGGUCACGUAGCGGAAAGCUGGGUUACCCCGAAGGAGGGAAGUGAAGACGACGGUAGAGAGCUGGAUCUCCAGUAA